Messenger RNA from Drosophila novamexicana, 225 nucleotides. Its product is annotated as immune-induced peptide 4. The record is from RefSeq and is a predicted model, not a curated record. The transcript is spliced from 2 exons. NCBI's taxonomy places the organism in Eukaryota, Metazoa, Arthropoda, Insecta, Diptera, Drosophilidae. Bases 33 to 161 code for a protein of 42 amino acids.
UAUCAAUUAUACAAAGCAAACAAUCAAUCAAUAUGAAGAUCUUUCAAGCUGCUGCCCUACUGCUGGCCAUGAUCGCCGCCCUCGCCAGCGCUGAGCCGGUGCCCAAACCUGGCACUGUGCUGAUUCAGACUGACAAUACGCAAUACAUUCGCACCGGUUAAAUUUGAAUUAAUUAAUUAUUUUAAAAUAAAAAACGGAAAUGUUAACAAACUGAACAAAACAAAA